GGUAUAUCCAAAUUUGUGUUGGAUGAUCCAUGGUCUUCCGCCACGUGCGGGUGCUGCUGGCGGCAGCUUGCUGCGCGGUGCUGCCGGCUUUUGUGCUGCCCUUUGCUGUCCUGAAAAAGCGCUGGUGGCGCAGUGCCAAGGCCCGGCCAUGGCGGCAGCCUUUGAAGAAGAAGUCUCCAGUUGGGCUGAGGAGUCUGGCCUUGGGGUGGUGCUGGAGCUAGAGGCCUUGGAAGGAAAGUCUUGCGGCGACUGGGCGCAGUUCUACCGCUUGAAGACUUCGAAGGAUGGGAAGGAUCCUUGCCACUUUUUUGUGAAAACUUCACCACGGGAUGUCUGCAAGAUGCUUUUGGGCGAAGCGCAAGGUCUGGAGGCCUUACGCUGCGCCACGGAACUGCUGAAGGUACCCAAAGUGCUCCACGUGGGCAACCGCCGCGACGGUUCAGGUUCCUUCCUGGUGUUGGAAUAUUUGAACCUCGGUGGCAGACGAGACGAUUUCCAGCUGGGUCUGGCCAUGGGAGACUUGCACCGUGCGAAGGGUGCGAAGGGGCCAAAGGAGUUUGGUUUUGUGGUGGACAAUACGAUUGGGGAAACGCUUCAGCGGAACCCGUGGACAGAGGACUGGGUGGACUUCUUCCGUGAGCAGCGGCUGCGAUUUCAGGUGGAUCUGGCAGAAGACAGCUAUGCCACUUAUUUGUUUAAUGCCAUUGCGCCGGACCUCCACAUGCUCUUCGAGGACAUCGAGGUGCGCCCCUCGCUGCUGCACGGCGACUUUUGGAGUGGCAACGUCGCAGUCGUCGAGGAUCGGCCGGCGGUCUUUGAUCCUGCAGCCUACUACGGACACCACGAGGCCGAGUGGGGCAUGUCUCGCCCUGGAUCUCUGUCAGAUGACUUUUGGAGAGGCUACAGACAGCACAUUGUUGAGGAUCCUGGAUUUGAGGAGCGCAGGCCGCUCUACCGCGCCUAUCACCAGCUGAAUCAUUUCAACCUUUUUGGAGGUGACUACUUGACUCGGGCCAUUCGGUCGCUGGAAGCGGUGAAGCAGAGCCUGGAAAAAAAAUCGGGGCCCAAGGGGCUCUGGCCCCUUCCGUUCUACGUGAGCACGCGGAACUUUCCCUUGGUGGUCAUGACCCUGUCAUGGCUUCUGCACAUGGAUUCCCAUCUGGAUGUCUCGGUGGCAUACUUCACAUCAGUUGUCUUCCCGGAUUUCUUUGAAGAGUCGGGGGACACCCGGGGAUAUCCGUGGGGAUUGGUCCUGGAUCGAUAUUGGUCCUGGGUGAUAUUUGAGGAUGCAGUCGGUGACAUGGAUGCCGAGUCCUUGCAGAAGCUGCAGGUGCGACCCUUCGUGCUACUGUCCGACCGGCAGGACUGGCUGAAGAGCUUGCAAGCGGAGGCGCCAAAAAAGACGCGACAGCUGCGUCGUCUCUGGGCCGACGCCUUUCGACAGCAGCUGCAAAGCUGCCGGAUGCGCGCAGUACAAGUCUUGAGCACCCUGGGGACCGAGUUGGCUGAGGAGUUGGAAGCUGCGCUCUUUCUGCAGUUGGGUGACGCCUGGGCCGCCGACUGUGUCCGCGAAGAUGUGGAGGACACCAUGCACGUGCGCCGCUGCAAGGGAUGUCUGUGCUUCGCUUCGAGGUUCUCCUCUUUGCCAGAUGAGCCGCCCGCCGCGCGGGCGCAACGUCUGCUGGAGGGCUUCCCAAAACCGCCCCAGCCGCCGCAGCCAGCGCAGCCCGUUUCGCAGGGCGAGGAUGCGAUUGAGGAUUUUCCAGAGGACUUGAAAGUGGCCCCGAAAGCGGCCGCGAAGCGGCGGAAGGUUCAAGCCCCGAAGGGCCCGAAGGCCAAGGCCAAGAGGAAGAAGAGCGUGGCCCCUUCGAAGGCGCAGGAGCCCGGGCAAAGCCAAGUGGAGCUGGAGUUGACUCGCAAGCAGAGGGAUGAAGCCUUCUUGUGGCAAUCUGGUUGCCCCUCGACACAGCAGAAGUUCUUCCAGACACCAGUCUUCAAUACGCAUCAUGAGGUUCCUGCCAAUGGCCCAGAUGGGAAUCUUUGGAUGCAAUCCCAAGGGUGCCCACCGUGUAGCCAUCCCCAGGCCAACUUGCUCCCUCAGAAUGAUCCGCAGAAGAGCAUGCAGGCACCAGUCUUCAAUUCUCAUCAUCAGGUUCCUGCGAAUGGCCCAGAUGGGAAUCUUUGGAUGCAAUCCCAAGGGUGCACACCGUGUAGCAAUCCCCAGGCCAACUUGCUCCCGCAGAAUGAUCAGCAGAAGAGCAUGCAGGCACCAGUCUUCAAUACCCAUCAUCAGGUUCCUGCGAAUGGCCCAGAUGGGAAUCUUUGGAUGCAAUCCCAAGGGUGCACACCGUGUAGCCAUCCCCAGGCCAACUUGCUCCCCCAGAAUGAUCAGCAGAAGAGCAUGCAGGCACCAGUCUUCAAUACCCAUCAUCAGGUUCCUUCCAAUGGUCCGGACGGAAAUCUUUGCAUCCAAUCUGAAGGGUGCGUGCCCUCCGUGAAUUCUCCCGGCAAUUCGCCAAGUUGUCGGCAAAAGAGCUGGCAGGUGCCACAGUCAGCUCCGGAUUUUGUUCCCAAUGAGGGAAACUUAUGGAUGCAUCCACAACAAUCACCCUCCCAAGGCAACAUGCCUCUUCCGGCAUUCAAGAGCACAACAUCACAUGUGCAUGAUAAGAAAGAGAAAAAUCAGAGUGAAGAUGAUGCCAUGGCGCGUGGUUGUGCCCCGGAUGCCGCCGCUGUGCCAUUGCCUACGAGCCUGCGCCGACCGACGCCCCCUGCGCCGAAGUUUGCGGAGCCCAUGACGCCCGUUCGCAGCACCCGCGCGCCGCCGACGACACCGGCGGGGAAAGCGGCGGCGAGUCCAGCGCCGCGGCGACUCACCAGCGGGGCGGAGGUCCUGGCUGAGAUCUCGCGGAUCCUCGCCGUCCCCGCCGGCGCCUCGUCGCGCUGGGCACAGCAGGUGCUACGCUUGGAGGGUCGCGAUGGGGGCGCGGCGGCAUCCAAGGCAUUUAGGCGGAUCGCGCGGGAGAUCCACCCAGAUGGACGCCUGCCUCUGUCAGAGGAGGACGAGAUUCGAUGCCACGAGGCCCUGGCACAGCUGCAACGCGCCCGGCGCCGCUUGUGCGGCCAGGGCGCCCAGCAACGGCCGCCCAAGCGACCGGAACGGCUGCGCUGCGAGGUGCGCAACGCUGCGUGGUACAUCACCUGGCAGCGCCGCGACGAUGCCGCAUGCGGAAUCCUGCGUUACGAGCUCAGGGUGCAGGACGGCAGCUUCCUGGUCACCGUGGCCGAGUUGGAUGCCGCGAGCGACGCUUCCUGCGGCUUCGAGCUGCGGAGGGAGCAGCUGUCGCAGCGGCUGUUGCAGCUGCUGCAGGCGAAUGGAUGGCUGGGGAUUCGCGUGGCAGCCCUCGGUGCGGGUGGCUGCAGCCUGAGCGAUGAGGCUACGUUGUGGCUCAGGGAGUUGACGGAGGCAGGCAGCAAGUUCAAUCUCUCCGGCUUCUGAUUUGAACGUUGAGGCUGCUUGCAGGCCAGGCAAGGCCUUGUGCGAAUUCACUGCGAUGUGGCGUAGAAAAGGGUCAAAACCACCUCUGCC
This is a messenger RNA of Cladocopium goreaui, 3589 nucleotides long. NCBI's taxonomy places the organism in Eukaryota, Dinophyceae, Suessiales, Symbiodiniaceae. The record is from the annotation of a GenBank genome assembly.